GUGAUACCAUUUAUUAUGGUGUAUUACUUGAAAUUUUAGAACUUGAUUUCAUCCUUGGAAGGAAGGUUUUCAUGUUCCGUUGCAAGUGGUAUAAUACUGAUCCAAAGGGGAGAACAAUGGUGGUUAAUUAUAAACUGACAUCUGUUGACACAUCAUCCCAGUGGUACACCGAAGAUCCAUUUAUUUUGGCCACACAAGCUCGACAAUUGUUUUAUUUAGACGAUAAAGCUUUGGGCAAGAAUUGGAUGGUUGUACAAAAAGUAAAUCAUCGUUGCAUAUAUGAUAUACCAGAGCAUGAUGCUAAUGUGGAUGCUAGUGAUGACAUAUUUCAAGAGGAAGAUGCUAGUUUCCCAUGGCUAGUUCUAAAAGAGGUGGAUAUCGUGCACAAGUUGGACGUAGUAGGAUUUCUGUUGAAGAUCAACAUGCUACUGAAGAGCUUCGAGCAGGUUAAGUAAAUCAGUGUUUCUAUUAAUUAAUAACAUUUGUUAUUUAUCUCUCAUGAGUUAAUUUUCAAAAUAUAUAGUUCAUUCCCUAAGAGACACUCAAGUUUCAACAAGAGGUGGGUGUAGGAGGAAUCCAAUAGGACAUAGAUCUGCAUCAGAAGAGUUUCAAACGGCUCAUUCUCUAGGAGAUGCUCGAGUUUCAACAAGAGGUGGACGUAGCUGUAAUCCAAUUGCACAUGAUUCUGCAAGAGAAGGGAUUCAAGCAGAACAAGGUUCAAAUGUGCGUGGAAUAACAUGCAGUAAAGGUGCCCGGAAAGCAAUGAGGAGUGCUAAAUCACGAUUGACGGUAAAGUUUGACUUUAACCUUAUGCAAGCAAUAUGUGACAACACAGAGGUUUUCAAUAAUGAAGUUGGAUAUAUCCUGCGUACGUAUUGCGACCUUAAGUACAAAGAAUGGAGGUUUGUACCUGAAGAAGAAAGAGCACCACUUCGUUACAAACUUCGAGUAAGUAUACAUGAAGACUCACACUACAAACUUCUUGUAGUUUGAUUAUUAUUAUUCAAAUAGCGUAGGAUGUGAAGCAUAGGAUCACAUAAAAUAUUCUCCCUCCUCCAUAGAUUUCAAAAUAAGGUUAUUUGAUUUAUAUUAAUUCUAGAUCAUAACAUUAUACCUCUACUAUCAUCAUCUUCCACUCUAAGUUUCAUAUAACCAUUAAUCAUACUUAUUAUUCUCUUUGUUAUGCAGACAUUAUUUGAUGUUGAUUUGGCAGAUGCAAAUGUCAGAAAAGCUAUUGAUAAACAAAUGCAAAGAGCUUGGCAUAACUAUAGACGUACGUUACGUGAACAUUUUAAAACAGUUGGAGGUGCAGGUGAUCUGACGAAGGCAAAGGGUAAGCCUUAUGAGGGUGUUAGCGAAUCGGAUUGGGAAUAUAUAUGUAAUUGUUGGAGCGACCCUUCAUAUCUGCAAAAAGCUUUGAAGAAUGCUGAGUCAUGUAAGAAAAGAAAAUGGAUUUCUAGAAACGGAUCUAAAAGUACAGCACGCCAUCACAUUAGUCGUGGGGUUGAGUUAAAUGCUCAUGUUGGUCAUAUUGAGACGUGGCGUCUACGUCAUUGGCAUCCAGAACGUGGUUGGGUAUCUGUAGAAGCUGAAUCUAAAUAUGUAAGUGUACUUCACAGACCGUGUGUGUUAACCACAACAUCUUUUAUUCAAAUUAAUUAGUUUUACAUUAUUGACAUAUAUACAUGCAUGUUCUGAUGUUCACAGUUUACCUGAUUAAUGAAUUGUUACUAUUCCAUUCAUAAUUUAACAGGAAGAAAUGAUGGAAUUGAGAAGAGAAAAAUCACCUGAAGAUUUAACUGAUAAACAAAUAUUAGAGAAGGUGCUUGGACGAGAAUCUGUUCGUCUAUUUGGUUGGGGACGGUCUCCCACUGGGUCCAAAAGAAGCAAAGGUGAUUCAAAUAUUCCAACUUAUACUCAAUUGAUGGAUCGUGUUUGAGAACUUUCAGGCACUGUUGAAAUGAUGAAAAAGUUGUUGAUUGAGAAGAAUAUUAUGCCUCCCAUGUCACAUGUUCCUUCAGAUCAUUGUUCAGUACCGCUUAAUCGUGGGUCAUCCUCUAUUGAUCGAGGCCAGCAUGUUGACGGUUUUGAGUACUCCACUUCUGAAUAUGAUAAUAUUGUUUAGAAGCAAAAUUCAUAUUAGACUUAAUACUUUGUAGUGUGGCAGCAGCUAGUUAAUGUUUUAUUUUGUUUGGCAAUUUUUGAUUAGCUAAUACUUUGCUGAAAUUGAAUAUUUUAGUUUGAACUAUGACAUUUAUCGUUAUAAUAUAUUAUCCAUUCCCGUGUUCCUAUUAGGCUAUUACAAAAUG
This is a messenger RNA of Cuscuta europaea, 2309 nucleotides long. Lineage: Eukaryota; Viridiplantae; Streptophyta; Magnoliopsida; Solanales; Convolvulaceae. The record is from the annotation of a GenBank genome assembly.